Hemibagrus wyckioides is the source of this 2688-nucleotide messenger RNA. RefSeq names its product myotubularin related protein 2 (gene mtmr2). The transcript is spliced from 16 exons. The record is from RefSeq and is a predicted model, not a curated record. The coding region runs from base 156 to 2045 and encodes 629 amino acids. Gene Ontology annotation, biological process: dephosphorylation. NCBI's taxonomy places the organism in Eukaryota, Metazoa, Chordata, Actinopteri, Siluriformes, Bagridae. Gene Ontology annotation, molecular function: phosphatidylinositol-3,5-bisphosphate 3-phosphatase activity.
GCUGGAUUCGGACACUCCCACACAGAGGAAUUGUGGGAAAACAUGGCCGUUUCCGGUGUUUGUGCGGGUUUCAGUUAUCAUUGAGGGAAAAUUGAGUGUUAAUGACGGAUUAGAGAGAGAGAGAGAUAGAGAGAGAGAGAGAGAGAGAGAGAGAGAUGGAAGAGUGCAGCAGUGAGGAGAGUUUAAACUCCAGGCAGCUCAGCGCUCAGAGCCUCAGCAGUAGCAGUACGUCCCGGUCCGAGCGCUGUUCUCCUGCCAGAACCCCCACAGCACCCGGUUCUGAUCCAGACAGCUCCACACCACUCAUCCAGGUAAAAGGGAAAACGCAUGCUAAGGAUGAGCUGGAGUUGUUAGUCAAGGAAGUUGUACAGAUUGAGGCUAAAGAUGUGACCUACAUCUGUCCCUUUGUGGGAGCUUUACGUGGCACACUGACUGUCACCAACUACAGACUAUUCUUCAGAUCAGUCACCCGGGAGCCAGUGUUUGUGUUGGAUCUCCCUCUCGGUGUGAUCAGCAGAGUUGAGAAGAUUGGAGGAUCCUCCAGCAGAGGAGAUGUGUCUUACGGCCUCGUCUGCAAGGACAUGAGGAACCUGCGGUUUGUCCAUAAGCAGCCAGACGAUUCGUUAAAGAAAUCAGUGUUCGAUGUGAUCAGCAAGUUUGCCUUCCCACUCUCCAACAGCCUGUCGUUAUUUGCGUUUGAGUAUAAUCAGGUUUUCCCAGAGAACGGGUGGAAAGUUUAUGACGCUCUGGCAGAGUACAAGAGACAGGGUCUGCCCAAUGAGAGUUGGAGGAUCUCCAAGGUGAAUGACCGGUAUGAGUUGUGUGACUCGUAUCCAGCUACACUGGUUGUCCCGGUAACUGUUACAGAUGAUGAUCUUCGCCGCGUUGCCAGCUUCAGGGCCAGAGGUCGUAUACCGGUGUUGUCAUGGCUGCACCCCCAGAGUCAGGCAGCAGUGGUACGGUCCGGGCAACCCAUGUCAGGGGUCAGUGGGAAACGUUGUAGAGAUGAUGAGAAGCUGCUGCAGGCCAUCAUGGAUGCCAACGCACAGUCUCACAAACUCUUCAUCUUCGAUGCUCGACCCAGCAGCAAUGCUGCCGCUAACAAGAUGAAGGGAGGAGGGUAUGAGAGUGAGGAUGCAUAUCAGAAUGCUGAGCUGGUCUUCCUUGAUAUACACAACAUUCAUGUGAUGCGCGAGUCGCUACGGAAAUUGAAGGAGGUGGUUUACCCCAGCAUCGAGGAGUCCCACUGGUUGUCCAACCUGGAGUCCACUCAUUGGCUGGAGCACAUCAAGAUGAUAUUAGCAGGUGCAGUGAGGAUAGCGGAGAAGGUGGAGUGCAGUAAGACUUCAGUAGUGAUCCACUGCAGUGAUGGUUGGGACAGAACGGCUCAGCUCUCCUCUCUCUGCAUGCUGAUGCUGGAUCCACACUACAGAACCAUCCACGGCUUCCAAAACCUUAUCGAGAAGGAGUGGGUCAGCUACGGACACCGCUUCCAGCAGAGGGUGGGUCAUGGUGAUCAGAACCACACUGAUGCCGAUCGCUCCCCCAUUUUCCUGCAGUUCAUUGACUGUGUGUGGCAAAUGACCCAGCAGUUCCCUGCAGCAUUUGAGUUUAAUGAGUACUUCCUGUUGACGUUGCUGGAUCAUCUGUACAGCUGUUUGUUUGGAACGUUUCUGUUUAACUCAGAACAGCAGCGACUCACAGAGGAGGCACAGAAGUGCACCGUCUCGCUCUGGUCAUUUAUUAACAGUCAGUGGGAGGAGUUUGUAAACCCUAUGUAUGUUCACUACGACACACACGUGCUAUUUCCCUCCGUCUCCAUCCGACAUCUACAGCUAUGGACCUCCUACUACAUUCGCUGGAACCCUCGCCUCAGACCACAGGAGCCAUUGCAUCAGCGCUAUAAAGAGCUGCUUGCUAAAAGGGCGGAGCUUCAGAAACGAGUGGAGGAACUUCAGCAUGAAGUAGCCAGUCGAGCGUCUGCAUCUUCUGAGAAGGCGGGGUCUCCCUCUCCCCCCACCCCCGCUAUACAGACCUUUAUAUGAUUGUUUUUUUCAUCUGUCUGUCUGUCUCUGUGUGAGUCUCUCUCUCUAUCUGUCUCUCUUAUCCUGUAUCUCUGAUCAGAUCAGUCUUAACUAAACACACACUAAUACACAAAGCUAAUGUAGAAUGUUAGCUUGCUAAAGUUUAACAUAUAAUGUGUUAGCACUACAUAUUAAACAGUACUGUAUGUUUUAGUCACAUGUAUAUAACCCUGCUCUUUCAUAUAGCUGACCAGUCACAUGACCAAAUCUGGCACGGUCCAUUAGUGUUAUCUUUGCAUAUUAAUGUGAGUAGUGUACACUAUGGAGCAGUGUCUAAAUGUUAAGUGUAAAGUGAGAAGGUUAGGAAGCAGUCGCGCCAAGCCCCACCACACCAGAGCCAAUCAGAAUGCACAACACAAGCCUAAUUAUCAUAUCUAUUACAAUAAUAUAUCUUUUAUAUUAUUAUUGUAUUAUGGGUCUGUCUUGCCCCUUGGCUACUCAGUCAUAAAUAUUUGAACAACACAACAGCUUUGAUCCAACCGGGUGUGUGUGUGUAAAGCAAGUAACAUCUUGCUAGCUUGACUUCUAUUUUAUUUGUACAACUGCUAAUGUUACUGCUGCUAUUACAAUCCCUCUGUAGCCUGAAUAAAUGAUUAUAACCUGA